AUGCUGAGUGUUAGCAGAGGACCCAGAAGACACGAAUAUCGAUCAGAAGUUGAAACUAUUUCCAGAGGACCCGAUUUGCUCCUCAAGGCGACCGACGAAACAUCAAGCGACGGAGGGUCAACUUCUAUAACAAAAUCUGUUGAAGAUACUGGUUCGAAAGAUAAAAGUAGUCAAUCUCUAGUUAGAACCCAUCAUGUUCUCAAAAUAAAACUCAAAAAAAUAACGAAUUGGAGCGGUUGCAGUGGAGCAGCCUUGGAUGAUGAGCCAUUCUAUCACGGUUACAUGUCUCGUGAAGAAGCAGAAAAAUUGGUUCGUACACAGGGAGAAUUUCUUCUUCGUAAGACAGAAUCAACGAAGAGAGGAGAAGUCGUUGUACUCUCCGUAUUCUGGGAUGACACUGCCAAUCAUCUAGUCGUUGAAAAAGCCAACAAUGGCUCCUCGUAUUAUCUGAAAGAGUUCUGCUUUGAGAAUAUCAGUGACCUAGUCCGUUAUCAUCAUCAGACACGCGCCUCCGUCUAUAAAUCGGGAAUCAAAUUGUUCAGUUGGGUGAUUAGAGAGGAAUGGCAAUUGUAUCAUGAACAGAUAAAUUUGGGAAAGAAAUUGGGUAACGGAGAAUUCGGAGAAGUUUUUCAAGGCAUGUUGUCAGUGGGGAUAUUCACAAACGAUGUGGAAGUAGCGGUAAAAACAAUGAAAGGAAGCAAAGUGACGGCUGAUGAAAGAAUUAAAUUUCUCCGUGAAGCGAAUCUGAUGCUGAAACUCAACCACAAAUAUGUCGUCCGUUUGUAUGGAGUGGCAACUCAACAAGAACCAAUUAUGAUUGUGAUGGAAUUGUGUUCUGGAGGAAGUUUAAAAGGAAGAAUCGAGAAAGAUGAACCAAUGAGUUCCCAAUUAAAACGAAAGUACUGUAAGCAAAUCGCAAAAGGGAUGCGUUAUCUGGAGAAGAAACAAGUGAUCCAUCGCGAUUUGGCAGCAAGGAAUGUCCUGUUGGAUAAAUCAGACAAUUGUAAAAUCAGUGAUUUCGGACUUUCUCUUUUUGGAAAACUGCACAAAGAGAAAAAAUUGAUGAAAGUUCCAAUCAGAUGGUUGCCUCCAGAGACUCUUCUCAAAGGAAUUUAUUCAUCCAAAUCUGAUGUUUGGAGUUUUGGAGUUGUCAUGUUUGAAGUUUUCAGUAGAGAAUACCCGUAUUCUGAAGUCAAGGUUCUGAAAGAGCUUCGAAAGAAAGUUGCCCAUGAGAAUCUUCGCUUGAAACCUCCAUCCGAUAUGCCAGAAGAAGAUAUGAAAGUUAUGCAAAUGUGUUUUGAGCCAGUUGAAUCACGAAUGUCCUUUCUACAACUAUGCAAAAAAUACAAAGAACUGACAAGUCCACUGCCGACUUGGAAUGGGAUUGCCAACAAAUUGAUUGGGAUCGGUACAGCAGUCUAA
This is a messenger RNA of Caenorhabditis briggsae, 1422 nucleotides long. Gene Ontology annotation, cellular component: extrinsic component of cytoplasmic side of plasma membrane. Gene Ontology annotation, biological process: innate immune response; cell surface receptor protein tyrosine kinase signaling pathway; protein phosphorylation. Gene Ontology annotation, molecular function: signaling receptor binding; ATP binding; non-membrane spanning protein tyrosine kinase activity. The record is from RefSeq and is a predicted model, not a curated record. The transcript has 7 exons. NCBI's taxonomy places the organism in Eukaryota, Metazoa, Nematoda, Chromadorea, Rhabditida, Rhabditidae. The coding region runs from base 1 to 1422 and encodes 473 amino acids.